AUGGCUUCAGAGAAGAAACUAUCAAAUCCUAUGAGAGAGAUCAAGGUCCAGAAGUUGGUCCUGAACAUCUCUGUCGGUGAAAGUGGAGAUCGUCUCACUCGUGCCGCCAAGGUGCUUGAGCAGCUUAGUGGUCAAAGCCCAGUCUUCUCUAAGGCUAGGUAUACUGUUAGAUCUUUUGGGAUUAGGCGUAACGAGAAGAUUGCUUGCUAUGUGACUGUGAGAGGAGACAAGGCUAUGCAGUUGCUGGAAAGUGGGUUGAAGGUGAAGGAGUAUGAGCUUUUGAGGAAGAACUUCAGUGAUACUGGUUGCUUUGGAUUUGGUAUCCAGGAGCACAUUGAUCUUGGCAUCAAGUACGAUCCUUCAACUGGUAUUUAUGGCAUGGACUUCUAUGUUGUCCUGGAACGUCCUGGAUACCGUGUUGGUCGCCGUCGUAGGUGCAAGUCUCGUGUUGGAAUCCACCAAAGAGUUACAAAGGAAGAUGCAAUGAAAUGGUUCCAGAUCAAAUACGAAGGAGUCAUCCUUAACAAGUCCCAGAAUAUUUCAUAA
Messenger RNA from Dovyalis caffra, 546 nucleotides. NCBI's taxonomy places the organism in Eukaryota, Viridiplantae, Streptophyta, Magnoliopsida, Malpighiales, Salicaceae. The record is from the annotation of a GenBank genome assembly.